AUGGCAGACUCAUGGGGAUGGCGAUGGGAAUUUGGAGUGCAGGUGCCAUUCUUAUUCAUAUUGACUAUUGUGGCCAUGUUCGCUCUGCCAGCAGAUCUUGGCCUGUAUGGUCGCGAGCCAGAGAGUAUUUGGACUGUGUUAAAGACAUUUGACAUCAAAGGCUCCAUACUGCUGACAAUUGCCAUCAUCUUCCUCAUUCUUGGUUUGAGUCUUGGAGGCAACGUACUACCUUGGUCGCAUCCGUUCAUUAUCUCAUCUAUCGUCAUUGCUGCAUUAUCAUUCCCGAUCUUCCUACACAUUGAGACGAAAGCACAACGCCCUGUCAUGCCGCCACACCUUAUCGGCAAGUCGCCGCACGGCAACCUAAUUCUCUCAAAUUUCCUGGGGUGUAUCAUGCAAUUUGCAAUCUUCUUCAACGUGCCAUUGUUCUUCCAAGGUGUGCUCCUCUCAUCAGCAACCAACUCCGGUCUGCGGCUGGCCCUGCCGUCCGGGUUCGCCUCUCUCGUCGGCGCCGCGACCGGCUUCCUCAUCACGUACACGAAGCGUCUGAAGUGGCCCCUUGUUCUGGGCGCAGUCAUGUACCUAUUUGGCACCAUUGUUCUUGCCACAAUGCGCCCCGGGUGGCCGGAAUGGCUCUACCUGCUGUGUCUCCUGCCCACCAGCGCCGGGCAGGGGUUCCAGGCUCCUGGCACGUUCAUCGCCGUCCUCGCGGCAAGUGAACAGCAGGCGCAAGCCGUCACCACCAGCACGCUGCUCCUGUGGCGCUCGAUCGGACUUAUCAUUGGCGUCGCAAGUAGUAGCCUCGUUGUGCAGAAUGCGCUGGUCUGGUACCUGGAGGCGUAUGUGGACGGGCCUGAGAAGGAAACCGUUAUCAGACAAGUGCGGAAGUCCGUGGAGGCGAUUCGGUCUUUGAGCCCCGAAUAUCAAACCCAGGUUAUUAGAAGCUACGAAGCCGCUCUUCGACUUACAUUCAUUUGUCUCGUUGCUUUGGCGGUCAUUACGGUCUUGUUGAUUCUGCCAGUUAGACUCCCGAGACUGGGUACUCGGAAGUAA
Molecule: messenger RNA, 1053 nt
Organism: Phaeoacremonium minimum UCRPA7
Lineage: Eukaryota; Fungi; Ascomycota; Sordariomycetes; Togniniales; Togniniaceae
Product: putative major facilitator superfamily transporter protein
Exons: 3
Coding region: 1-1053 (350 amino acids)
Biological process (GO): basic amino acid transport; transmembrane transport
Cellular component (GO): fungal-type vacuole membrane
Molecular function (GO): basic amino acid transmembrane transporter activity
Source: RefSeq, a predicted model, not a curated record